Messenger RNA from Alligator sinensis (Chinese alligator), 2373 nucleotides. RefSeq names its product LRP2 binding protein (gene LRP2BP). Gene Ontology annotation, molecular function: protein binding. The record is from RefSeq and is a predicted model, not a curated record. Bases 6 to 1016 code for a protein of 336 amino acids. Lineage: Eukaryota; Metazoa; Chordata; Crocodylia; Alligatoridae. The transcript has 8 exons.
AGCAGAUGGAGCAGGGGACACAGCAUAGGAAGCAGAAAGUAGAGAAGCAGAUCAGAAGGAGUAGGAAGCGGAGCAGCAGUUCAGAAAUGUAUAGCCAUGCUGCUUUGUUUAAGAAGGCAGAGGAGCUGUUGGCGAAGAGGAUAAAAGAAGGAGACCCCCUGGCAUAUUUCCUAAAAGGGCAGCUGUACUUUGAAGAGGGAUGGUAUGCCGAUGCAUUCAUACAAUUCGAAAAAAUCAAGGACACAGAUUUUCAAGCUAUGUAUCAACUUGGUGUGAUGCAUUAUGAUGGACUGGGGACCAAAGAAGACCCUGAAAAGGGAGUGGAAUAUAUGGAGAAAAUCAUCAACUCUACCUCCCCCAAAGCAAGGCACUUAAAAUAUGCUGCUGCAUACAACCUUGGUAGAGCAUAUUUUGAAGGAUAUGGUGUUAAGCAUUCAGCAGAAGAGGCAGAAAGACUUUGGCUUAUUGCUGCAGACCAUGGGAAUCCAAAAGCAAGUGUAAAGGCUCAGAGUACCCUUGGAAUGCUUUAUUCUACAACAAAUCCAAAAGACCUGAAGAAGGCAUUUUUCUGGCAUUCAGAAGCUUGUGGCAAUGGAAGUCUGGAGUCACAGGGUGUACUUGGUGUUAUGUAUCUUCAUGGACAAGGUAUACAUCAAAAUACAAAAGCUGCUUUGGAGUGCCUGAAGGAAGCAGCAGAACGUGGCAAUGUCUAUGCUCAAGGCCAUCUUGUUGAGUAUUACUACAAAAGAAAAAUGUAUGCUACAGCUGCCACAUCAGCCAAAAGGGUUGCAGAAAAUGAUAACGUUGAUCUGUUAGCAAAGAUAACAGAUUGCCUUCCUGUAUACAUAGCCAAAGGUGUUGCUAUGGCUACUUUCUACUAUGCUAGAUGUCUCCAGUAUGGCCUAGGCAUGCAACAAGAUCAAGCUGCAGCUAAAAUAUAUUAUUCUAGGGCAUGCCUUCUGGAUCCUGAUAUAGUUUCUGACCUUGAAUUGGCAGCUAAUCAUGGAAAAAUUUAGAACAUUUCAUAUUUAAGCAAAUUCCAAUCCAGUUGCUUCCAGUGUUGUGUAAAAUUUCAGGUAGUAAGCCAUCUUCAGUCGCCGAUGGAUAAUCAACUAUUUCUUUGUUUUUCACCCAUCUGUAAUCAUGAUGAUUGUGCACAGUGUUUGGUGCUUAGAACAAAGCACAUUUUGCUGACAUUGAUUUGUUUUUCAACAGCUCUAACUUAGCUUAAUUGAGGAAAAUUAUUCUCUUAUUUCAUUGUAAGAAAGUUUACUAUGCACUCUAAAUGUUUUGCUGACACAGUGCCAAUGUUUCCUAAAUUAAAAUUGCUGUGUAUAGUCCUUAAGGCCAGCUACAGUCAACUUAGCUAAAGUAACUGUAAGUGGCAGGUUCAUUUACUUACAAAUUCUAAAAAUGCAGCAUCAGCAAAAUCUUGAACUGUCUGAAUACUUGCACUUAAAUAAAAGGUCCCCUUUUCUCACAGUCUGUUCACAAGCCAUAAUCAUAUUUUUAAAUCCAGUAUUGACUAGUAAUCAAUAAUUUAAGAUGCAUGCUUUCCUUUCCACUCAUCUUUUUGCCAGGUACUUUACCACAUCUAGGCCUUCAGUUUCUCCUGGGAGAGUCACUGUUUUCUACUUAGAAGCCAUGAGUAGUGUUCAGAUAUUCAGGAUUUCUGUCCCAGAGCAAAAGUGGCUGCUUCCAGAGAAAACAUUACCUUGAAACAACCAGAAUUAAGUGGCUCCCAAGAGAUUUUCUCCUGGGAGAGCAAACUUCUGCAAAUGUACCUUCUGAGAGAAGCUGCAGCAGUCUUCCAGCAUCCCAGUGUGCUUUGCUCCCAGCCUCCCCUACAGGUCCAGAGAUACAGUGUGUUACAUGGCUUGGACUCUACUGCUCCAGUUGAACAGGGAGCCCCUUCAUAAUGCCCUCAUUGUGUUGCAGGAUCAACCAGUCAGGGCUGUCCUGUGCACAGCUCUCUGUCACCAGACAGAUUGGGCUGCCUGCAGAGCAUGCUCAGAUGCGUACACACAGGCUUCUUGCCUGCACCGUGGCUUGGCAUUCGAACAUCUGGUCAUAGGUCUCUGGGUAAGUUUUUUUGUGAGGAAUACAAACCUGGGAGAAUUUUCCCAGAUCAACUGAACAUGUGCAUGGGGCCUGUGCCUCUGAAAUGCAGCCAAACUUCCUAGCAGAUUACAAUUAGGUAGUAGCUGUACAGGGUUGGGAACUGGCAUGCGUGGCAGAUGCUUUGCUUACAGUUUAAAUCAUGGUAGCCUUUGGUAACGGAAAAUCCAAUUUAUAUAAACUAAUUAUAGAAAAAAUACCUCCAUGCUAAUGUAUAGAUUCCUGCACCAUAAUUCCUUAAUUCUUAUCCAUGCU